Messenger RNA from Lactuca virosa, 1057 nucleotides. Lineage: Eukaryota; Viridiplantae; Streptophyta; Magnoliopsida; Asterales; Asteraceae. The record is from the annotation of a GenBank genome assembly.
UGUUAGGAUAAAAUUAAAUAAUAGGAGAGGAGAUAUUCUUAUUGGAGCAUGACGACCGCCGCACCUUUCUCUGGUGCAAUCGGAAAAUCCAGAUGGUCACUUGCCGGAAUGACUGCUGUCGUCACCGGUGGUACACUUGGGAUCGGCUAUGCUGUGGUGGAGGAACUGGCGGAGUUAGGAGCAGAAGUGCACACCUGCUCACGUAAUGAAUCUGUACUUAACCAACGCUUACAAGAAUGGUCCGACAAAGGCUUUAAGGUCACUGGAUCCGUCUGCGACUUAUCUUCUCGCCCCCAACGGGAACAGUUUGUGGAAAAAGUCACAGCACUUUUCGGUGGCAAACUCAACAUCCUAAUCAACAAUGUUGGGACAAAUAUAUUUAAAACUACGUUAGAGUUUACCCCAGAAGAGUAUUCCAUGAUCAUGGCUACCAAUUUGGAGUCUUGUUACCAUAUGUGUCAACUUUCACAUCCUCUUUUAAAAGCUUCUGGAGCUGGAAACAUUGUGUUUAUUUCAUCUGUUGCAGGUCUUGUUCACGUUUCUGUUGGGUCUAUUUACAGUGCCACCAAAGGUGCAAUGAAUCAGCUUGCAAAGAAUUUAGCAUGUGAAUGGGGUAAAGAUAACAUUAGGGCUAAUUGUGUAGCGCCAUGGGUCACUAAAACCCCACUCGCCGAACAUCUUCUUGAAAGCGAGGAGUUUAUGGAAGGUGUGGUAUCUAGAACUCCUCUGAAACGCGCUGCAGAAGCAAAUGAAGUUUCAUCUCUGGUGGCGUUCCUUUGCAUGCCUGCUGCUUCUUACAUCACUGGCCAAACCAUUGCUGUUGAUGGUGGAUUUACGGUCAAUGGAUUCUCGUGAGUGCAUUCAAUACUUCGACUUACUUAUGUUGUAUUAAUUGCUUCUUUUGAUGUUCUAGCUAGUUCUCUCUUUCCGCCUGUAAUCUGUCAAGUUGUUUCUUUAAGUAAAACUGUUAAAAUAAUUUGACUCGUGAUUUACUUACAGCUGUUAUGUUUGGUGUAAUUAUGAACAAUAUGUCAUAUUUUUUAUAGCUCAAGGACCA